GAAAACCUUGGGCGAAACUGCAACCGAUUCAUCUGAAAAUUUUCUGUUUCCCGCGUUUAUCACUUUCACGCCUUAAUUCAAAUCUUUCCCAAACAGAACGCCUCUCCGACGAACGAUUCUGACCUCACUGUGCGUUGCCAAGUUAGUACGGGGAUUUCUAUUGUUUAUAUUAUGGCAGUGAUGGGACUACUUGAUUUUGUCGAUACUUAACAUGGUGUACAUGAUCAUCGUUAUUAUGGGGUAGGGAGGAUUAGAACCAUAAAGAAAAUAUGUAAAUGGGUUUUCUGGAUGAAAAAAAAGAAGGGAUACAAUUGCACGAACAAUAUGGCAGUUUCCUGUGUAGCAUCUUUCACGAAUGGAAAACACAGUUUAUACGAUGAUGAAGUUGCUGACUGUUGGCCGUUUCAGGUUUUGCCUUCUUAAUUUUUCUUUUUCUGGAUACAUAGAGCAAGUGAUUCUCCUCAGCCCUACAGAGUGCUGGAAAGUUGAAACAUAAUGGAAACAGGCAGGCGCCCAAAUAGAAGGGCAAAGAAGUUGGGGAAAAGGUGCGUGAAAUCUGCUGGCACGGUUGGAGGUCAGAAGUCUAGAAAGAUAAUUUCUCAGGAGAUAAAAGCUCUCGAUAAUGCACGCAUUGAAGAUAACUCGAAGAAUUCACAGAGUUCAGUUGAUCGAGCUAAUCCAGCAGAAGUGACAGAGUGGACACCUCUUAUUGAUAUUUGUCCCACACAGAUGCCCCAUCCUCGCACAAAGAUCAAGCUUCAACUUUUUCCAAUAAAUGAAAAGACCCGCAUGGCAAUGGAAAAGGAUGGACAUCAUCCACAUUUGGAACUGACUUUAAGGGCUCGAAAGAAAAUUUCUUCGGUAUUAAACCAUCUUAUUAGCAAGUGGGGAUGUUCUAAUGUAGAACGAGGGGAGCUCACGCUUUUUCCAUACAGUAAGCCAUCAAGUCUUGUCAGUGAUCUAAAAUGGACUCUGGAAGAUUGUGAUAUCAGUGCUGGAGAUGUCUAUGCAGCUGUUGGUGGUCCUUCAAUUUUCCGCUUAAGAUAUGGCUGGGUCUCGACAUCCAUUCCUAAACUUCAUUCAUCCUCGAAAGGCUUGGAGAAAGGUUCCAGUAGUACCUUUCAAAGCAUACAUGGGGAAGGCAAACAAUCUGAGCAAACGAUGGACGAGAUCAUCAAGUCAAGCAAUAUGAAUGAAGUGAAUAACACAGCUGCACCAGAGAGGACUGUGGAUUGUCCAACUAAUUCGCUGGAUAAUGAGCCACCGAUAGAUUCUGGUCAUCAGUUGUCAUCAGCAUGUGGAAUCCUGCAGUUAGAUAGUAUAUCAAGCAUAAGCAUGGGAGGCCUCCUUUCUGAAGCUUCCUUAAUGGGAAAAUGCAGUAGCUGGGAUUCAAAGAUAACAGGGGGCAAUGCAAGCGUGCAGCCAGCUGAAGUAAUAACUGAUUCCCUUGAUGCAUGCAUUGCUGCGGUCCAGAUGAGAUUUUCUGGAGUUCCAAAGCAGCCACAUAAUGAUCAACAUUCGUCCAUUUUGGAUGCUGAGCAAACUUGUGAUGCAUUUGCCAUGAAAAGACUCUCUUCAUCGAGCAAAGAUACUCUUUCUCUAGAUGCUAAUGCUGGGGGCACCUUCCAAGAUGCAGAUUCCAAGUUGUUCAAAUUUCCUAAAACACCUCAGGCCCAUAGCCGAUCUGAGCUUUCUCAAGAUCCUGCUGGUAAAGAAUCCAAGACUGAUCUUACGUUCUGUUCGCGGGUUUAUCUUGAUGAAAGUAGCCUUGGGCUGUCAGGAAUCAAUUGGAGCGAUUCCUUAGGACCCUUUGACCUUGGCUUGCCUGUUUCCCGUAAGGUCUCCUCCAGCAGUGAUGGUCUUAGCAUGAGUGGAUUUGUCAGAUAGAAUAUAUAACCAACUCCAUCCUACAACAUUGCAUAGUAAAGAUCUCGGUCAACAAUACAAUUAUGUUUAUGUUCAUUUGCAAAUACUUUGGCAUGUUCUUGCAACUGUAAAGAUUCUUCACUUGAAAUUAUUCUGUAGCUUUUGUCAAUAAUCCAUGUAUUGUGAUUACAGAAGCUGCAUUGAUCUGGGUGAACUUUAGGCAUAUGUCGCUUGCAGAGAGAGGGUGUAUAGAUAGAGAGUACAUGAAUUAAAUUAAAUCUUUGAGGAAAA
Messenger RNA from Benincasa hispida (wax gourd), 2157 nucleotides. Its product is annotated as TSL-kinase interacting-like protein. Lineage: Eukaryota; Viridiplantae; Streptophyta; Magnoliopsida; Cucurbitales; Cucurbitaceae. Gene Ontology annotation, molecular function: chromatin binding. The record is from RefSeq and is a predicted model, not a curated record. Gene Ontology annotation, biological process: pattern specification process. Gene Ontology annotation, cellular component: nucleus.